UACAUUUCAUUAUUCUUUCUUCUUGGUUGUUGAUAUGAAUUUUGAAGGUGAAAAGAUGCCAAUUCUUGCAGGCGAUGAGAUGCUGGAAGCACAAGCCCACAUAUGGAACCACCUCUUCAACUUCAUCAACUCCAUGACUCUCAAAUGUGCGGUUGAACUAGGCAUACCAGACACCAUCCACCGCCAUGCCCCUCACCCAAUGCCCCUUUCUCAUCUUGUUUCAGCCCUCCAACUCCAUUCUAAUAAGACCCAAUUCAUAUAUCGUUUAAUGCGUCUAUUGACUCACUCCGGCUUCUUUGUGGUUCAAAAACUGCCCAAAAAUAAUGGCAAACAAGAAGAAGAAGAAGAAGAUGGAUAUGUCCUAACCAAUUCAUCCCGUCUUCUUCUUAAACACAACCCUUGCGCUGUAACUCCUUUCUUGCUUUCCAUGCUCCAACCAGCGCUCGUGGAACCAUGGCAGCUCCUCUCAAUCUGGUUCCAAAGUGAAGACCGAACGCCAUUCCAUACGGCUCAUGGGAUGCCGUUUUGGGAGUUCUUGGGGAAUAAGGUGAAAGAUGGGGAGGGUUUCAAUGAAGGCAUGGCGAGUGAUGCGAGGUUGGUGAUGAGUGUGUUAUUGGACAAACAUAAAGGAGUCUUUGAUGGAGUUGCCUCGCUAGUUGAUGUCGGUGGCGGCACUGGAACUGUGGCCAAAGCCAUUGCAGAGGCUUUCCCACAAAUUGAAUGCACAGUGUUUGAUCUUCCCCAAGUGGUGGGUGAGUUGAAAGGUGAAGGGAACUUAAAAUAUGUUGAAGGAGAUAUGUUUAAAGCUAUUCCUCCUGCUGAUGUGCUUGUGUUGAAGUGGAUAUUACAUGAUUGGAAUGACGAUGAAUGUGCGAAGAUAUUGAAGAAAUGCAAAGAAGCAAUCAGAAGCAAUGGAAAGAAAGGGAAGGUGAUAGUAAUUGAUAUGGUGGUAGGCAACAACAAAAGGGAUGAUACGUUCAUUCAAUCUCAGUUGUUCUUCGACAUGUUGAUGAUGGGUUUGGUAAGUGGCAAAGAGAGAGAUGAGAAGGAGUGGAGUGAAUUGUUCAAGGAAGCUGGAUUUGGUGGCUACAAGAUCUUUCCCAUAUUGGGUUCGAGGUCUCUUAUAGAAAUUUACCCAUGAGACUAUCUUCCAUUUAGUGAUGUUUCAUUUUAUGAUUUACUACAAAAAUGGUGUUUUAAGGAUAUUAUGUAACGUUUAUGUAAUCCCUUCCUAGUGCUUUUCGAUUACCCUUUUCUGUUAUUAGGAGGCUUGGGCACCUCUCUAUGAAUGUUAUUUCUACGACCCAUGAUCCAUUGCUUCAAAA
Molecule: messenger RNA, 1325 nt
Organism: Cucurbita moschata (crookneck pumpkin)
Lineage: Eukaryota; Viridiplantae; Streptophyta; Magnoliopsida; Cucurbitales; Cucurbitaceae
Product: probable O-methyltransferase 3
Exons: 2
Coding region: 35-1141 (368 amino acids)
Biological process (GO): methylation
Molecular function (GO): protein dimerization activity; O-methyltransferase activity; S-adenosylmethionine-dependent methyltransferase activity
Source: RefSeq, a predicted model, not a curated record